GCCUGGAUAAACUGGCCAUUCCAUUGGCUAAAGAUAGGGAUAUGUAGUGUGUCUCUGAAAUGGGCAAAUAGAAGAUGUAGACUUAAUAGCAUAGGAGAGGUUCAGUGAGGGAGGAAUCCCCUUAUCCUCUGGCUCAAGUCAUGGAGUGGGUAACAUGCAGUGAGUGUGGUCUAUCAGUUUAAGAGGGAGCUGGGUAGGGGAUAGGACAAAGAAAGGGAGAGGAAAAGGUGAGAUGAGCAGGAAAGGGGCACAAUGGAGGGAAUAUGGUCGCUUGGGCAUCAUUAAAAGUAAAAAAUACUAUUCUCUGUUCUCUCAGAAGUCAAAUGAUGACUCAAGUCAAAACAAUUUAUUAUGUUUCCCUUUGCACAUGACUUCUGAUUUGCAGUUUUGUAAACCAAGCAGUUCAGGACUUUUCGCUUAAUUAUGAGGCUAUAUAGAUUAGGUUAUAGUCAUACUUUGAUUAAUUAAAUUACCCUUGAAGCCUUUUACUUAAUCUAAUUUAAUCCCCUCUAUUGGCUAUAAAAUAGAACUAGGCUAGUCAUCAAUGAAAUAGAAAUAAGAACUUCCAAAACAUACAGACCAUGUUAAAAUGCAUUGAAUAAGAGUCAUUCACAUUACCAUGACAUUCAGCUCAAUCAGCGCCAACUGUGCUUGAGUGUGCCACUCUUCUGAAUAAAAUCUUUCCACCUCUGUAUUGGAGGAGAGGGUGUGUCGACAUAUCGGUGACGUCCCUGCAUUACUUCGCUCAAACAGCUCAUUCAGGGAGAGGAACCCAUGGCUCACAGACGCAGAACAUCCGCGUUAUCCUUACCAAAGAAAAACAAACGCCGGCAAAACAUAGACCCUUAAAUAAUGUACGGAAUGACUACACAUAGGCUGGUUCGGACUUUUUUUGUCAUUUUUUUCUCUGGACAGGAAACAAUAUAGAAGCAGGGCAAAGGGUGCCUAUAUUUUGUGAAUCAAGACUGUAUGAAGAAAAGGUGGAGAGAGAAAGCGCGCGGCUCCAUACUCGAUCAACUUGUAGCAUGAUCUCGCAUCACAAGCUCCGGAUCACAGCAAAGUAAAACAAAGGCACAAACUUUAUUUCAUAAGAGGAUUAGAAAUUGGCAUACUUCACUUUGUGCUUUUUAUUUUUGAAGUGGUGAAACAAAAGCACUGUUUUAUUCUCAGGAACAGUGAAUCGUUUUGGAAUCUCACCCAAUCAGCACUGAAGUCUUCCUAUGGCAAACGACACCGAGAAGGACCCAUGCCACAGCAACCUGCACAUCGACAAUGGGAACCCGCGCAUCAGCGCGAUAAUGUUCUCUGCCGGAGUGAUAGGGAACUUGGCCGCUUUGAUCCUUCUGGAGAUCCGUCGCAGGAAGGACAAGAGCCGGCAGCGACUGUCGCUCUUCCACGUCCUGGUCACCACGCUGGUUGUCACUGACUUGAUGGGCACCUGUCUGGUCAGUCCUUUCGUCCUGGCAGCCUACUCCUUUAACACCACCAUUAUUUCUAUGAUUGACAGUAACCCUCCCGCAAUGUGUGAGUAUUUUGGAUUCUGUAUGACUUUUUUCAGCUUGGCCACGUUAUCUGUCCUCUUCGCAAUGGCGCUUGAGCGAUGCCUCUCCAUUGGGUGUCCAUACUUCUACGGGCGGCACGUCACCAAACGUUGUGGAUACAUCACCAUUCCAUUCAUCUAUUUAGUUUGCGGGGUGUUUUGCCUCAUGCCCUUUUUGGGUUUUGGGGACUACGUGCAGUAUUGCCCGGGGACGUGGUGCUUCAUUGACAUGAAUCCGUUAAUGCCGGAAGACCGAGUUUAUCCAGUCCUUUACGCAACCGUUAUGCUCAUCCUAGUCCUCGCUAUAGCGGCUUGUAACGCCUUUGUCGUAUACCACCUGGUUUUGAUGUACCGGAGGCGCAAACUAAACGGGGGAUCCGUGACAACUCGGAGUAAGAAGGACCGGAGAGUCCUCUCCAUGGCCGAAGAGGUCGAACAUCUUAUAGUACUGGUGUUCAUGACGGUGAUAUUCGUGAUUUGCUCCCUUCCUCUGGUGAUCCGUGUUUAUAUCAACUCCACGGGGCAGAGGAAGGAGAGCCACAAGAUGGACCUCAUCGCCCUCCUCUUUCUCUCAACCAACUCCAUCGUGGACCCCUGGGUGUUCAUCUUCCUCAGCCCAUCAGUGCUGCGCUUCUUCUGGGGAGCCCUGUGCAAGACGCCCCUCCUGCGGUCCAGGGAGUCUUUCUUCAAGUCCUCCCUGGGGAAGCAGACGCACGCCCAGCUGGAGCUGUGCCAUCCCAGUGCUGUCUCCGAGUUCACCCACUCUCCGAUGUCCACGCAUAUGGUUUGACCCUGAUGUACUGGACCUAAUUGGGGCCUUGUAUGUUGUCUCUGAAGGGAGAAGCCACUCAGAAUAGUGCCACUGCCCAAAUGUGCUGCCUGCCUAGUGGUUUGGUUAUAUUGCAAGGAUGUGGGGUGUGUGUGUAGCUACUUAGGGGCAACUUCUGGACAAGUGGAGCGGCAACCUACACAUUCCUGCAAACGUAGGCUGCUGCUUGCUUGUUUUGGAACAAGCUCUGAGGCUCAUUUUGGAAGCCUCCGGAGGCCAGCAACAGACAUUUGACGGGCAGUUAGACUCCAACUCUGAGGAGAAUGGAGUUGCAGUACAGGGUCACGUUCUUAAAAGUACUACCCAUUAUUUGUUUUUACAGCCUGGACUCUCAGAUCAGAGGCCACUACAAGGACAGCAAACCAGGAUUCACAUCACUGAAGGAACUAAAUCAGAUAAGGACUGUUUAUUCUAUGUGAGUUGAUCAUGCUCCAGAUGCAUGCAUUGUUGCCACCGUGCCCUGUUACCACACCCUGGGACUCCCAGGGAAGUUUACAUGAAUUCUUUCUAUUGAGAUGUUCCUUCAGCCAUCAAAUGGAAUCCUUGUGGUUUGGGGAAUUGUUAUCAGAAAAGUCAGAGUCAUGCAUGUAAUCCAAGCAAGAUUCACACACUCCAAACCUAUGUUCAAAUACUAUUUAGGGUAUUUCAAAUACAUUUGGAUGUAAGCAUUUGGUAAUUUUAUUCCGAAAACACAAGUAGUUUAAUAUUGGAAUGUAUUUGGAAAUAACCUUGGAAAGUAUUUGCAUGUAUUUCGUAAAUAAAUAUUUAAAUACUACCAUGCAUUUCAACCAGGUCUGUUUGGUAUUUGAAAUAAUGUAGUUGGAAAUACUUUCAAAAUGUAGGCUAUUUAUAGUAGAAGUAGUUGAUUCGGGACACAUUAAAAUAUUUGUACGGUAUUUAUACUGUAUUUGAGUAAAAAGUACUAAAAUACGGUACACAGAAAAUAACAAAAAAUCAAAUACAUGUAUUUGAGCCCAGGUCUGACACACACAUACACUGUCCCCUCUCCCUGCAGCUAUGACCCGUUGACCUUUCCCCUGUCACCCCACUGGGUACUCACCUCAAACGGUCAAAGGGUAAUAGCUCGAGAGUGACAUUUCUUUUUGGAACAUUUAAAUUUUUUAUCAAACAAAUUCAUGUGGUUAUGUUAUGAGAAUUGUGAUAUGAGAGGAGGUUUCGUCUGUACCCUUAUGAGGUACCUCAGUGUUUUAUUUUAUUUCAUCUUUAUUUAACCAGGUAGGCCAGUUGAAAGGACAGAUUGAGUAUUUAUUAUGUGUCCCAGACCUCAGAUCUCAUUGAUGUGUUAGUGUACCUGGUGACAAGGUACUCAUGAAUGUUCAGUGCGCAGUUGUAAAUGUGUAGUUCGUGUGUGUGUGUCAGUAAACCUUUUUAUGUGACGAAAGUAAAUGUCGUAUAAAAAAUGUCACGACAGGCCUGAUGGAAAAAUAACAUUUGUUGGUAAACAUUUAAAAUGUCCACAAGACAAUAUGCCAGACAAUGUGGGAUUUUUUUGUGUCGGUAACAUUUAUUAUGCAUGAAAUGGUGGUGGAAACGCUUUUUUCAUUUCCAAUACAUAUCGAGGGUCUUAUUCUGGUGACAUGAUGAUUCAUGCUUGGCUGUUGUUUGACAAAUAAAAAUAAUCUUGCUAUUUUGUCCAUAAUAAUGUCAUAAUUUAGGCUAUAGCCGCACUGCAUCUGCGAGUGCGAGCUAUUUGCUAGUUUGCACGUGCCAAGACCAGAGUGGACACAUUCGCUAUAAAACGCAACUUUUUUGUGACAAGACCAUCAGUAGAGUUGAAAAUGUGAUGGAAACCCAUUUAACCUUUUAUUCAGGACAUGGGAAUACACACAAUGUUUUAUCUGUAACAUGUCAAUUUGAUGGAAACAACUCUCUGGUGGGGAAAUGUGCAUGUUGUUUUCAUAUGGAUUUUAGAUUAUUUGCAUGAAAAUCUGUCGCCAAUUGGAUGGAAACCUAGCUAAUGUCAAAGAGAUGGCACUGAAAAAAACAUGAUAACAGCAAGAAAUCCUACCUCUAAAGUUGAAGUCGGAAGUUUACAUACACCUUAGCCAAAUACAUACAAACUCAGUUUUUCACAAUACCUGACAUUUAAUCCUAGUAAACAUUCCCUGUUUUAGGUCAGUUAGGAUCACCACUUUAUUUUAAGAAUAUGAAAUGUCAGAAUAAUAGUAGAGAAUUAUUUAUUUCAGCUUUCAUUUCUUUCAUCACAUUCUAAGUGGGUCAGAAGUUUACAUAUACUGUACUCAAUUAGUAUUUGGUAGCAUUGUCUUUAAAUUGUUUAACUUGGGUCAAAUGUUUCGGGUAGCCUUCCACAAGCUUCCCACAAUAUAUUGGGGGAAUUUUUGGCCCAUUCCUCCUGACAGAGAUGGUGUAACUGAAUCAGGUUUGUAGGCCUCCUUGCUCACACACGCUUUUUCAGUUCUGCCCACAAAUGUUCGAUAGGGUCAGGGCUUUUUGAUGGCAACUCCAAUACCUUGACGUUGUUGUCCUUAAGCCAUUUUGCCACAACUUUGAAAGUGUGCUUGGGGUCAUUGUCCAUUUGGAAGACCCUUUUGUGACCAACCUAUAACUUCCUGACUGAUGUCUUCAGAUGUUGCUUCAAUAUAUCCACAUAAUUUUAAUUCCUCAUGAUGCCAUCUAUUUUGUGAAGUGCACCAGUCCCUCCUGCAGCAAAGCACCCCCACAACAUGAUGCUGCCACCCCCGUGCUUCACGGUUAGGAUGGUGUUCUUCGGCUUGCAAGCCUCCCCCUUUUUCCUCCAGACAUAACGAUGGCCAAACAGUUCUAUUUUUGUUCCAUGUUCCACCAGAGGAAAUUUCUCCAAAAAGUACAGUCUUUGUCCCCAUGUGCAGUUGCAAACCGUAGUCUGGCUUUUUUUAUGGCGGUCUUGGAGCAGUGGCUUCUUCCUUGCUGAGUGGCCUUUCAGGUUAUGUUGAUAUAGGACUCGUUUUACUGUGGAUAUAGAUACUUUUGUACCUGUUUCCUCCAGCAUCUUCACAAGGUCCUUCGCUGUACGUUCAUCUCUAGGAGACAGAACGCUUCUCCUUCCUGAGCUGUAUGACGGCUGCGUGGUCCCAUGGUGUUUAUAAUUGCGUACUAUUAUUUGUACAGAUGAAUGUGGUACCUUCAGGCAUUUGGAAAUUGCUCCCAAAAAUGAACCUGACUUGGAGGUCAACAAUUUGAUUUUCCCAUGAUGUCAAGCAAAGAGGCACUGAGUUUGAAGGUAGGCCUUGAAAUACAUCCACAGGUACACCUCCAAUUGACGUCAAUUAGCCCAUCAGAAGCUUCUAAAGCAAUGACAGUCAACUUAGUGUAUGUAAACUUCUGACCCACUGGAAUUGUGAUACAAUGAAUUAUAAGUUAAAUAAUCUGUCUGUAAACAAUUGUUGUAAAAAUUACUUGUGUCAUGCGCAAAGUAGAUGUCCUAACCGACUUGCCAAAACCAUAGUUUCUUAACAAGAAAUUUGUGGAGUGGUUGAAAAAUGAGUUUGACUCCAACCUAAGUGUAUGUAAACUUCCAACUUCAACUGUACCUAUACCUGUUGUUAAUGUUUAUUUAUUUAACCCUGAUUUUAGCAGAUAAAUUGGGAUUCCGUGGUAAAUUGACUGAGAAUAAAUUCUCAUUUACAUGUCAGACCCUGUGAAAGAUCCUGAUUGCACUGAGCUUUUAAACUUUGUCAGGCAUGUGUAAUUAUGUACAUGUGUAUGCCUGUGUGCGUGUGUGUGGAUGUGUGUGUUAACGCUUCUGUUAGUAUGCACCUGGCGUAUCCAUCUAGCCCUUUAUCCAUCAAACCUGUUCUGGAGCCCUGCUUCCUGUCAUAGACCCACGUCAUGGAUGACAUCCAGAUGUGUAUGUUAACAAAGUUAGACUCCCAACCAGCCCUUUAAAAAAAAAUAUUACUCUCUCUCGCUCCAGCAAUAUAACUUACACAAGCAAAUCAGACACUCAAGUUGCCUUUGGGAGAGCAUAUUGAAUUAACAACAUGCAGACCCUUUAAAUUGAUCACUAGUCACAAAUACUAACGAAAUAAACACAAUUAUAUAGCAUUAAUUACAUUGGAGAUGGCUCCACAGGAACAGGCAUGCGAUUUUGAUUACAAACGUGAUUAAUUCUGUUUACUCUUGCAAUUGAUUUAAUGAAGGUGGUUAGUCAGAGGGAAAUUACUUUGUUGAAACAUAUCGUGUCUCGUGUCUGUCCUGGGUCGUGUUGAUUAGGCACCAAAUAUAAGAAAACCAACUGAAACAGGGAGGGACAACAUGAACAUUAACUUUUCUCAAUUUCGUUUUUUGUUGCAAAACGUUUUCCAUUGCAUGCCCUAAUGAACAUCACCCAAAUAAGUUUUCUAGGCUUUAAGGUUGGCGAUGCCGUAGCUAAAGUCUGGGCUGGUAAGAUGGCCUAAGGCCCCCUGCCUUGUGGUGGGAGGAUGUUUGUUUUCAUAUAAUCAAGUUCCUGCAAAGAAGCGUGAGAGUACAGAGGCACAAACCUCUCUGGUCAAAAGUAGUGCAAUAUAUAGAGAAUAGGGUGCCAUUUGGGACACAGCCUUCCUCUCUCAAGGCUAAUACACAGCCAUGCCUAUGAUAUUAGUACAAAUGCCAAUUUAGAUAAAUUAUGUAGUUCAAUGUUGAUUUUUAAGGCAUCAAAUGAACUGAAGUUUUAUGAUUGCUAUUAACAUUGCCCAUGUGGAGUUCAAUCACAAGCCAGUUAUCUACACUCUAUUUUAUUUCUCUGUCACCCACUCUCUCUUAGUCCCUCUCCCUCCUUUUUUUCUCUCACUACCUUGUUCAUUCUCCCCUCACCUUAGACUUCUUGGUCACAUUUCAAAAGGCCUCCUCCUUGUCCCUCACCUGAACAUACAAACAGAAACACACACACACACACAGCGGGUUAAUUUGAGGGAAUGUGAUUAAGUCACAGGCUCUGACAAGAGACAGAGAAUGCCAGACACCCAUUGGAGAGAAACGUGUUUAUCAAACAACUGCAAUGUCUUGUCUGCCAAACUGACCCGCGUCGCCAAGAACUGACAUCCUCCCAGACGUGAUUGUUCCAUUCGACUCACUUACCUGUCUGGUUCCAUUUGGGUUUAGCUGACUAGUACAUUUUGCACAUUUCAAAUGUACACGUGGUUGGCUUGACGUAAACCCAACAUGACACAUUCCAGGCACUUGUACCUACGUACCAUUGGGGUCUAUGACUAUUUCAAGCAAGGCAGCUUUGAAAAUAGUCAUUGUAUGUGCUUUUUUUGUCUUGUCGCUUGCAGCAGGUACUAUAUGCUACCUAAUUGUGUCUCAAUUGCUGGUUCUUGUGAAUUUUCUGUCAAAAUUAACAAUGUUUUAGUAACGUGUUGUAAUAAAGCUGGUACCACUAAAGAUUA
Oncorhynchus nerka (sockeye salmon) is the source of this 7759-nucleotide messenger RNA. RefSeq names its product prostaglandin E2 receptor EP2 subtype-like. The coding region runs from base 1221 to 2330 and encodes 369 amino acids. Lineage: Eukaryota; Metazoa; Chordata; Actinopteri; Salmoniformes; Salmonidae. The transcript is spliced from 2 exons. Gene Ontology annotation, molecular function: prostaglandin E receptor activity. The record is from RefSeq and is a predicted model, not a curated record. Gene Ontology annotation, biological process: adenylate cyclase-activating G protein-coupled receptor signaling pathway; cellular response to prostaglandin E stimulus; positive regulation of cytosolic calcium ion concentration. Gene Ontology annotation, cellular component: plasma membrane.